AUGGUAUCCCAGUUGAAAGAUCUUGUGACUGAGAAACAGCGUGAAAUUUCUCGUGCCGUAGCUCCUUACAUCCAGGAGUCCAUGAUCAACAUAUAUUCUGACUGUGGGGAAGCAAAAGGAAAGGGCAUGUUCCAAAGAGUCAAAACUAUCGUAAAUGAAGGAGUUAACACCAAUCGGAUGUUUAUGUUCGAUAAUGCAUCCGAGCUUCUCAUUGGCCAAAUGCGUGCUCUGCAGAAUGUUGUCGUUGAACAUGUCCGCAUGGUCGUUGAUCUACUGUGCAAAGACAUCAAGAGUGCUUAUGAACCUCUCUGGGAGAUGCCAUGUAACACCAGAAUACUCAAAGAUGCUUUAAUGGAAAGUAUCAAGGACGCAUGUCUACAAGUCCGGGCACUGUUCAAAGAAGUGGAUUUACCAGUGCCUGAAUUCAAGAUACCUGUUAAAAUGGCUGAUCUUCCACCUCCAAUAGUUCCAGAAAUCCCCAAGCUAGAACCUACUGCAUCAUCUAGUUUGUCAUCUUGUCUAAAAUUCUCGCCAAAUACAAAGGAAUUCCAGCAGCGACUGGCAGAAUCUUUGGGCCCCCACCAACAAUCAGCUGCUUCCCAAGGCAUCCCAGGAAUGAAACACGCCCUUCAACAACCUAACAUGAACCCUGCUCACCAACAACACCCACCUGGACCACCUCAUUUACAACAACAUCUAUCCUUGCCUCAACAGUUAUCACAACACCACCUGCUCCAGCAACAACAACAACAACAGCAGCAACAACAACAGCAGCAGCAACAACAACAACAGCAACACCAACAACAGCAACAUCACCAUCAACAGCAGAUGGUUCAGCAACAACAGCAACAACAACAAUCACACCAACAAAUUCCCCAACAAAUGCCAGUCAAUCCCAACAUGCAACCAAUGAAGAUGCACCCUAAUGCUCCUCCAGGUAUUUCCUGGCCAGCAGUAGUCAUCAAAAAAGAACCAGGAUUGGCCGAGCCAGUCCGACCCAAUCUAGAUUCUCAUUUUCCUCAACAGGAACAGCAGCAAGUCAACAAUCAGUUGUCAUGGCUGUCAGAGAAUCUCCAGCACCAAAGCAUCUUCAAUCUGCAACCCCAGCAACAUGCUCAGCAGUUGCGGCCCUCAACUCAUGACAGGCCACCUUCCAAUCCACAAUUUGCUACCCCAGCACCACCAUUUCCAGGUGCCAUCUCAAUCAAAAGGGAACCAGCUGAUUUUAGCCGGCCAUCCAGUCAAGGCACAAGUGGGCCCCUGGGCAGUCUGGCUGCCCUGACCGCCCAGGUGACUGCCAGUCAAACGCUGACAAGCCCUACAUAUCUUCCUACCUCUCAGCCAGCCUCUUAUCCUCCAACUGCCGUUGUUGCACCUGCCCCUCCACCCCCGAUCAAACUGGAACGCAUGUCCCCUGGCAGCGGUCCAUUUAGCUGUAUGCAGCCGGGAGCCCCCCAAACUUCACCGUCCUCCCAGCAGCAGUUAUCCUCCAUGGCAUUGCAUGGCAACCGGAGUGACUGUCGCUACCCAGGUACCAACACAAUGGGCAGCCUGAAUAUGUAUGCACAGAUCACAGGUGCCCAACAACAUGCAGCCAACCGGAAUGAGUUUUUCCGUGAAAUGGACAACCUGCAGUCAGCCCAAGCAGCUGCUGCUGCUGCUGCUCACCAAAGUACAUCACCCUUGCCCCCAUUUCGGAAUACAGGUGGUGGCAAUCCCCUCAAGAAUCUAGCCAUGAUGACAAAGGCUUCCCCUCCAUCAUUUGUGACCCCACAGGCCCAUCCUGCAACUGUUCAGAUCAAGCAGGAGCCAGUUGACCCAGUCGUAGGGACAUCAGCUGUAGCGACAUCGGUACAGCGGGGUCAAGCUCAUGUGGUAACCUCCGAACUGUUUGUUGCGCCAGCCCCUGGCUUGCCACGAGGCCCAGCGCCUGGGGGUCCAUUCCCUCCCCCUGCGGGGACUUCCAGAUACCAGCCUCACUAA
Acanthosepion pharaonis is the source of this 1983-nucleotide messenger RNA. NCBI's taxonomy places the organism in Eukaryota, Metazoa, Mollusca, Cephalopoda, Sepiida, Sepiidae. The record is from the annotation of a GenBank genome assembly.